This is a messenger RNA of Cuscuta campestris, 1912 nucleotides long. The record is from the annotation of a GenBank genome assembly. NCBI's taxonomy places the organism in Eukaryota, Viridiplantae, Streptophyta, Magnoliopsida, Solanales, Convolvulaceae.
GAAAGAAGUAGGCCGGAGGGAGAGGGAAAAAAAAUGAGAGGCGGCAUGAUGAUGAGUAGUGUGGGAAUAUUGUUGUUGUUCUUGUUAGUGGCGGAGGUCCGCGGCGGUGGUUUCAACUACCGGCAAGCUUUAGAGCUGACACCGCUGUUCUUGUACGCCCAAAGGUCCGGGAAAUUGUCCGAUGUCAAGAACAAGCUUGUGGACUGGCGUUUCGAUUCUGGACUCACCGAUGGAAUGGCCCAAGGAGUGGACCUGGUGGGAGGAUACUAUGACGCAGGAGACAACGUCAAGUUCGGACUGCCAAUGGCAUUCACAAUGACCAUUCUGUCCUGGACAGCCUUACAAUACGGCGGAGGUGGUGGUGGUAUCCCCCAAGAUGUGUACGCCAAUACUUUGGAUGCCAUUAAAUGGGGCACCGAUUACCUCCUCAAAGCUCACCCUAACCCUAAUGUUCUCUGGGUACAGGUGGGAAUUGCAUUCAUGGAUCAUGCCAAAUGGGAGAGUCCGGAAAACAUGGAUACCCCGAGGGAUGCAUUCAAGAUUGAUGAAACCCAUCCGGGCUCUGACGUUGCCGCCGAGACCGCAGCCGCCUUAGCCGCCGCUUCUAUGCUCUUCAAGUCCACUAACCCUUCCUACUCUCAAACUCUCAUAUCCCAUGCAGUCUCGGAUGAACUGCUAUGGGCGGCGGCAUGGUUGUUCCGGGCAACGGGGAAAAAGGAAUACCUGGAAUACCUGGUGUCGGGCGGAGCAGGGGACCCUGUGAAGGAGUUUUCAUGGGACAACAAAUAUGCGGGUGUUCAGGUGUUGGUGUCCACGGAUGACACCAUCUGGGAACAAUCCAAGAGAAUUCCCACCAACAGUACUAAUAAGAAUGGAGAAGACGUGGUGAGGGAGUACAUGAGGAGGGCGGAGUACUUCGUGUGCGCCUGCAUGCAGAAGAACGCCGGCGCCGGGGACAACGUGGAACGCACCCCGCAGGGCCUGAUCUACGUCCGGCCGUGGAACAACUUGGAGUACUCCACGGGGGCCGCAUUCCUCCUCGCCCUCUACUCCGACCACAUCGCCUCCUCCGUCACCUGCCCCGCCGGGGUCGUCACCCGCAGCGAUAUCAUCCGCUUCGCCCAAUCCCAGGCCGACUACAUCUUGGGGAACAACCGCAUGGGAAUGAGCUACCUCGUCGGCUACGGCUCCAAGUUCCCAGAGUAUGUCCACCACAGAGGCGCCUCCAUUCCCGUGCAAUAUAAGACUAGCAGCAGCAGCAGCAGCAGCAGCAGUAAAACGGAUUGGAAAGCCAACCCCAACCCCAACCCCAACAUCCUCUUGGGAGCCGUGGUCGGCGGUCCCGACGAGAACGACAAAUUUGACGAUAACCGGGGCAACUACGAUCAGGCCGAGGCGACCAUGAACACCGCCGCCACCAUGUACGGAAUCCUCGCCAAGUUAUCUUCUUCUUCUUCUUCAUGGAAUCAGCAGCAGCAGGAGUCAGUAGUGAGCGUGGCGCACGCGGUGAUUUCGACGUGGAGUGUGGGGAAGACACAGUACUGCAGGCACAGGGUUGUGCUGGAGAACACGUCCCACAAGGACAAGGUCAAGGACCUGAGGCUCAGGAUCGAUCACCUCUCCGCCAGGCCCUUUGGCCUCACCCAAGUACUCGACGACGACGACGACGACAAGAAUGGUGAUGAUGAUGUGAAACCUCAGAUAUUCGUGCUUCCUAAAUGGACCAAUGCCACCAUCAAUCCCCGCUCAAAACACACCUUUGUCUAUGUCCAACAAUGCGCCCAAGCAAAGAUUACUCUUCUUACUUACACUACUACCUGAUCCAUAUCAUAUUUAUAUAUAUAUAUAUCCACCUCCUACCCUACCCUACCCUACCAUACCAUACCGUACCUAAUUAAUGAGAUGAUCCAUC